Molecule: messenger RNA, 2061 nt
Organism: Sesamum indicum (sesame)
Lineage: Eukaryota; Viridiplantae; Streptophyta; Magnoliopsida; Lamiales; Pedaliaceae
Gene: MSS1
Product: Major facilitator superfamily protein
Biological process (GO): monosaccharide transmembrane transport
Cellular component (GO): membrane
Molecular function (GO): monosaccharide transmembrane transporter activity
Source: RefSeq, a predicted model, not a curated record
UAACAUCUAUGCAUUCUUUCCUCACUCUUAGGUGACUCUCUUGUUCUUUCUUCUACUCACAAUCUAAUAUCUAUUCUCUUAAUUUGAGGAUUUUUGUGCUUAUAUAUAGUGUUAGAUAUAGAUAUAGAUAUACAUACAUAGCUACGGACCAUGGCCGGAGGCGGAUUUGCCACUUCUUCGGGUGGGGGGACUGAGUUUGAGGCCAAGAUCACCCCGAUAGUUAUCAUUUCUUGCAUCAUGGCUGCCACGGGAGGUCUAAUGUUUGGUUACGAUGUUGGUGUUUCAGGUGGUGUGACUGCAAUGCCCGACUUCUUGAAAAAAUUCUUUCCGGUAGUGUACCGGAGGACACAGGACAAAGGAUUGGACAGUAAUUACUGCAAAUAUGACAAUCAAGGUCUACAGUUGUUCACGUCAUCGCUGUAUCUCGCCGGGCUGACAGCAACCUUCUUUGCUUCAUACACAACAAGAAGGCUUGGGAGGAGGUUAACUAUGUUAAUUGCCGGUUUCUUCUUCGUCGUUGGAGUUAUUCUUAAUGCUGCAGCCCAAGACCUUGCCAUGCUCAUCAUCGGUAGGAUUUUGCUUGGAUGUGGAGUCGGCUUCGCUAAUCAGGCUGUUCCACUGUUCCUGUCAGAAAUUGCACCCACAAGAAUACGUGGAGGACUCAACAUUCUAUUCCAACUUAAUGUUACCAUUGGAAUUCUUUUUGCAAACCUUGUCAAUUACGGCACUGCUAAGAUCAAAGGAGGAUGGGGCUGGAGGUUGUCAUUGGGGCUGGCGGGAAUCCCUGCCGGGCUCCUGACAUUAGGCGCCCUGUUCGUAGUCGACACGCCCAACAGCCUAAUCGAGCGUGGUUAUUUAGAUGAAGGAAAAGCCGUGCUCAAGAGAAUCCGAGGCACUGACAAUAUCGAGCCCGAGUUCUUGGAACUCGUUGAAGCGAGCCGUGUCGCCAAGCAAGUGAAACACCCUUUUAGAAACCUGCUCAUGCGGAGGAACAGGCCGCAGCUGGUCAUUGCUGUGGCUUUACAGAUCUUCCAGCAGUUCACUGGAAUCAACGCGAUCAUGUUCUAUGCGCCUGUUUUGUUCGACACUGUAGGAUUUGGGAGUGAUGCAGCCCUGUAUUCGGCUGUGAUCACCGGUGCAGUCAAUGUGCUGUCGACCGUUGUAUCGAUCUACUCAGUUGACAAGGUGGGAAGGCGGGUGCUUUUGUUAGAAGCUGGCAUCCAGAUGUUCUUGUCCCAAGCGAUCAUAGCUGUGUUACUAGGGCUCAAGGUGAAGGAUAACACCGACAACCUUAGCCACGGCUAUGCGAUUUUCGUUGUGAUCUUGAUCUGCACCUUUGUGUCUGCGUUUGCGUGGUCAUGGGGCCCGCUCGGCUGGCUCAUCCCCAGUGAGACUUUUCCAUUGGAGACACGUUCGGCAGGGCAAAGUGUGACAGUGUGUGUCAAUCUGCUGUUCACAUUUGUGAUCGCACAGGCGUUUCUGUCAAUGCUUUGCCAUUUCAAGUAUGGGAUAUUCUUGUUCUUCUCGGGUUGGGUUUUGGUGAUGUCGUUCUUCGUGCUGUUCUUGGUGCCCGAGACGAAGAACGUGCCGAUUGAGGAGAUGACGGAAAGGGUGUGGAAGAGGCAUUGGCUGUGGAGGAGGUUUAUGGAGGAUGGCUAUGCAGAUGAGGAAACUGGGAAGGGUGAUGGCACCGGCAAGAACAAUGGACAUGCUCAAGGAUUUAAUCCUGAUUCUCAGUUGUGAAGAAUGUAUCAAGAUUUUGACUUAUGAUUGGAGGGUUUUAAUAAAAUAAGAAUAGACAGACUAUUUAUGCACAAGAAGCAAGAGGUUUCAUCUGUUUUACUGUAACCUCUUGUGAAAAUACAAUAGGGCCAAAUUAAUGUUGAUUGAAAUGGGUAGUUAAGGUUGAAAUUCAACGGCGAAUGCAGCUGCUAAUGGGACUUCGAUACUGUGAAGGCAUCAUGUAUUCGGCUCGUCAGUGUGAUGAGUGUGUUAUAUCGAGAAAAAUGUAAUGAUUAUUGAUCAAAGAUGUCGCCUAAGACUGAGUUUCAGUUUAAUGCU